Molecule: messenger RNA, 1412 nt
Organism: Centruroides sculpturatus (bark scorpion)
Lineage: Eukaryota; Metazoa; Arthropoda; Arachnida; Scorpiones; Buthidae
Product: very-long-chain 3-oxoacyl-CoA reductase-like
Exons: 1
Coding region: 261-1259 (332 amino acids)
Cellular component (GO): endoplasmic reticulum
Molecular function (GO): oxidoreductase activity
Source: RefSeq, a predicted model, not a curated record
CGAUCCUUAUACUAUCGAAAGUGUUAAUUAAGGAGUCGUAUAUGUUUAUUAUCUCGUGUUAAAACAUUGUAUAAUUCAUAAAAUAUGUAAAUCUUUGCUAAUGAACUUAUUUUUUAUGUCUGCUACUAAUUAUCAGACAUUUUGAUAUUAUUUAAUGACGUGUAUGUUGGAUCGAUUCCAAAACUGGUUAACGUGUAUCAAAACAGCUUAUUCAUCGCUUCAUUUACUGCAACGUUAUUACUGCUGCUAGGAGGAAGAAAAUGGUUCGUGUUGCAUCCUCAUCCCUACUCGUAGAUUACAAUGUUCCGAAUUGCAGCGACAAGGAUUCGUAUCUACUGGUGUAUUACGAACUAUUUCUAGUUGCUGUUGGUAUAUUGGUAACACUUUACACCUUCUUAACAAUAGUCAACACUUUCUUUCAAGUGAUAUUCGUUCACAUCCUCUUAUGGAUCUUUCCCUCUUCAGCUAAGAAUUUUGGAAAAUGGGCAGUUAUCACAGGAGGAAAUUCGGGUAUAGGUAGGAGUUACGCUUUCCACUUUGCCAAACAAGGUACGAAUGUCAUCAUAAUUGCGAAAAAUAUGAAAACUCUGCGUAGUACCGCUGAAGAAAUUCGUUGCAAACACCGAGUGCAAUGUCAUUAUAUUCAAGCAGACUUGACAAAGGAAGACGUCUUCAAAAGAAUUGCUAAAGAGUUAGAAGGUAAAGACAUAGGGAUUUUGGUCAACAAUGCCGGAUAUAACGGUAACAUGCCUCGUCGCUUCUUAUCCGAGACUGAAAGCAACGUAUUGAUAAUGAUAAACCUACACAUGACGGCGGUAAUACAAAUGACGCGCCUGGUACUACCGACCAUGUUGUCUAAAGGUAGAGGGGCCGUUGUUACGAUAUCUUCAUUAUCGUCUCUAAAUCCCUUCCCUCGCUUGAACGUGUAUUCGUCAUCCAAAGCAUUCGCGGAUCGCUUCACCAGGAGCAUCGCUUUAGAAUGUUCAGGUAAAGGGUUACACGUACAAUCCCUUGUUCCCGGUUACGUAUCGACUCGUAUGAUUAAAUUUGUGUUUAUGAAAGUAUUUGUUCCUAGUAGCGAUACUUAUGUAAAAUGCGCAGAGAGAACAAUAGGAAUAUUGGGUUAUACUACAGGUUACUGGAUACACGAAGUUUGUCGAUAUUUUCUUCUAUAUACCUCCUUUCUACCUACCUCAUAUCGGAAAUAUCUUCUAUUACCAUCAUUGUUAAAAAUACGUAAGCUUUUAUUGAAGAUAUAAAUGAUGUAUUGCAAAUACUACACACUGUUAUACAUUUAAAAGUAUAUCAUUAUGUAUUUUUACUAUCUGUUGAUAUAUAUAACACUAUAUGCUCAUUUUUUGUUCAAUAAAUACAUAUAUAACCUGUGUAAAGUGGACUAGUCGAACAGGUAU